AUGCCGUUGAAAACAUACUUAUUAAAUAAACUUUUCAAUCGAAAAUGUCGUCUCAAUGGUAUUUGGCCAUCUGCUCGUUUGCCACAUAAGCACAAUCUACGUCAAGCCUUUAAUGAUCGUUUAAUCUAUAGUCCCGAAGAUCUUCCACCGAAAGUUGACCUACGGAAUGAUAUGACAACUGUCGAAAAUCAAUCAAGUAUCGGCAGUUGUUCGGCUAAUGCUCUCGCCGGAGCAUAUGAGUAUUUAGCAAAAAAACAUCAUGGUGAAAGCAUCGAUGUAAGUAGACUAUUUAUCUACUACAAUGGUCGAGAAAAAGAGCAGCCAUCGGAAGCAGUUACAGAUUCAGGUUGUUCUAUGACAAGCGCUAUCGAAGCACUGGAGCAAUUCGGAACUUGUCUCGAAUCGAUAUGGCCAUACGACGUUUCCAGAGUAAACACACGACCGAAUAACGAAGCAUAUCAAGCAGCUAAACCACACACGAUUUCUGAGGCACUCCAAGUCAGCAUUGACUUACAUGAAAUGAAAUCGUGUCUUGCACAAGGUUUUCCGUUUGUAUUCGGUCUCCGUUUGUUCACGUCAUUUGAUAAAGCAGCUAAGACAGGUGCGGUACCGAUGCCGAGUGCAAGCGAUCGUAGUCGUCAAUCUGAUGGCAGUUAUGCGUUAGUUGCCAUCGGUUAUAGCGAUCAGUCGCUGUCGUUCAUUGUUCGAAAUUCUUGGGGGACAGACUGGGGCGAUCGUGGAUACUGUUAUAUACCGUACGAUUAUAUGACAGAUGCAGACCUUUGUUUUGAUGCGUGGACAAUUCGCAAAGUUCCCAACGACGAUUCCGGUCAAUCGCAUUGGGAUUACAAUGACAAUAGCAAUACAGAUAACCGUACAAUUGAACAGUUCGAUGAAGAUGAUUUUCGAAUAAACUUUUUCGAUAACGCCGCAUGUGGUUUUGAUGGCGAUUCGCAGAACGAUCGUUCUAAUUACAAUGAUGGUGAAAGAUAUAAUCAACAAUGGAAUGGAAGUGAUCAGUUUACUUAUAAUGAUCGAGGAGACUAUGGUCAGCAAUGGAAUAGAGAUGAUCAAUCUGAACAUCAUCAUAAACACGGUCACCAUCAUCACCAUCACAAACACUAA
Adineta ricciae is the source of this 1125-nucleotide messenger RNA. NCBI's taxonomy places the organism in Eukaryota, Metazoa, Rotifera, Eurotatoria, Adinetida, Adinetidae. The record is from the annotation of a GenBank genome assembly.